UCAUCAUCGUCAGCUGCAGCAGCAGCAGUAUUCUGCGCCGUGGAUUUGGCAGUGUGGGAUCCCAAUUCUGGAUCGAGCGAUGAAUUAGCCCAUGUUCUUACUUGGUUAAACAGAUCAACUUUAGAUACGUGUUUUAGGCAAGUCCGAAGCAUCAUUUGGGACGAGCAUCUUCCCGGCACGGUGGCAUAACCAUGGAACCCUCAAAGCCAUGCCACUCGUCGCCUGGCUCCAAUGCGCCAAAGAAGCCACGCAAACGUCUUAAUCUGCUCACAAUGCGAUUGCUGGUACAACUGGUCCUGUUUGGCGCUGCUCUGCAUCUGGCUAUGACGUACAAGGUUUCUGGUACCACGUGGCGGGUGCAAUCGUCGAGGUCGUCUCCAACUCUGGAAUCAUCAGCGCCAACAACUUUCCAUCUCAAUUCGUUGCAGAAACUAAAUUGGACAACGUGUCCAAGCAAGCGAGGCGAUCCAACGGUGCUCCACUUCAAACUAUGGGACGAAAAACUCGCGCACUCACUGCGUCUUUCUCCUGAAGCACCGCUGAGAACGGAGAACGAGUCGUGGCACGCCGUCACUGACCACAUCCACGUCUUCUCCGCGUUCCUCGUCACCACGAUGGAGCAAGCCAUCCACAUCACCAGCCUGGUACGAAAAUAUGAGCCGAAGGGAGCAGGCAAGCUGAUCCGACACCCACCUCUGGUGUGCAUCAUUCGGACGUCCAACACGACAUUCACGCGCAAAGCCUACGUGCGACGAGUGUUUACCUAUUUUUCGCCGAAAUUCGAAAAUGCCUUGAUCUUGUGCCAAACACCGAACGAAGUGUUCGCCGAGGAUGACGAUGUACGAGUGGCAGUAGCGGCUCAAGCCGAGGUCGCGGGCUCUUUGCGGUGGCUCCGGUUACACCGUCCGCCGAAGAAGUCCAAAAAUAAGUGUUGCGCCGUAUGCGUCAGGCCUUUAUUCGGCGCAUUAAGCCUCUGGAAGAUUGUUGAAUUCAUAGCCAAUUACAGGGCAUUGGGAGUCAAAAGCUUCUACUUUUAUGACCUAAAUAUCACCUCAGACUUGAAGCUCCUUUUCGCCAGGAUGCAGUCCUGGAGAGUCGACCUGACCUUAGUCUCCUUCAAGCUCAUCGUCGACACUACUGUCAUCAACAACGACGUUCAUGCACACGGCCAAAUGCCGGCUUUGUACGACUGCAUCUUCAGAUCACUGUUCAAAAUGGAGUACUACAUACACGUAGAUAUUGACGAGCUAAUGGUUCCGCUGCGCAAUAACAGCAUCCCGGUAAUCGUCCGGGAGAUGGAACGCAAGAGCAAGCGCUCUAUUGGAAGCCUAAUGGUACCAAUGAGAUACCAUUGCUCCGAGUACCCCCUAAACUUGGGAUACGCUCGGCGCGAGUACCUGCCCCUCCAGACGAGACUGUUCCCCUACCACUCUGUGCAUGUGUGUUCUAUUGGCCUGUCGAAGUACAUCGCUCGGUCCAGGACAGUGUGCGAUCCGCGCGUCCAUCAUGUCGAGGGUCACUGCGCGCAAAAUAAUGAGCACGUUUGUAUAAGUUCAACUGCCGUCGUCAAGCACUACAAACAGUGCUGCAUUUACAAGCCCUCGAGCGACAACGACAAGGUCGCCACCUUGUACAACAACACUCUCAUUUCUCCUGACCCUACGUUUGAAAAGCUUUCUACGCACAUUGAAGGUGAUCCGGUAGUCAGGGCCUUGAGGAGUCUCAUAGGUUAGGCUGUCGCCAUUUUGACUUAGAGAUCAAAAACCUUACCGGCAACACGCCAACAUCACCGCUAUAAUAGCAAUUGGUAGUGUCUUGUUUUGGCCUUGCCUACACAGAUUUGUACACUUGCACUAGGUGACGAAGGAAAUAAGCCACAGUAAAGAAAAAAAUAGGAUGACCUGUGUAAGUGAGCAAUCACCAGCGCUGCAUGAAAUAAAGCCUGCCUCCUAAGAUUUUGGAGUGUGAUGACCACAACACAUACAUAUUGUGUCUGAUCAGUGUGGGAUCCACCCCGGCCUUUGACGAGCAUGCGUUCUCUUUUUGUUUUAUAUUUUCUUCUUUAUACAUAUAUAUAUUUGU
Dermacentor albipictus is the source of this 2082-nucleotide messenger RNA. RefSeq lists its product as uncharacterized. Gene Ontology annotation, cellular component: cytoplasm. The record is from RefSeq and is a predicted model, not a curated record. Gene Ontology annotation, molecular function: glycosyltransferase activity. NCBI's taxonomy places the organism in Eukaryota, Metazoa, Arthropoda, Arachnida, Ixodida, Ixodidae.